This is a messenger RNA of Gymnodraco acuticeps, 4373 nucleotides long. RefSeq names its product bromodomain containing 1a (gene brd1a). Gene Ontology annotation, molecular function: protein binding. NCBI's taxonomy places the organism in Eukaryota, Metazoa, Chordata, Actinopteri, Perciformes, Bathydraconidae. Gene Ontology annotation, cellular component: MOZ/MORF histone acetyltransferase complex. The coding region runs from base 514 to 4260 and encodes 1248 amino acids. The record is from RefSeq and is a predicted model, not a curated record. The transcript has 13 exons. Gene Ontology annotation, biological process: regulation of transcription by RNA polymerase II.
CACAGAGAGCUUUUACUCACACAGUGUUAUGCUCUGCUUUGUCUGUGUAUAGCUCUAGCGAGGAUCGACACAAGCCAAUGCAUUGAUCGUGUGACAGAUGGGCUUUUGUGUGAAAUCUACGAGUCACCACCAACAUGACCUCCAGCGUCACACGUAGAGUAUUGCGUGCGGGUGGGAGUUGUCUGGUGAAACGCAUUGUUGUGUUGGGGGAUGAGCCGUCCGUGUUGCUGCUAUUUGCUCCUGUGGCUAGCGAGUUUCUCUAGCCUAUGAAUGGUCCACAAAGCUACUAAUUGUUUGUUCUCUGUUGCAUUGAAUACCGAAACUCCGCAGGCACCAUGCAGGCGUGUUUCUUAUUUUAAUAGCGACCCCAGUAUCGUUGGAUGAGAACACUGUGUACGGAAUUAGAGCCACUUAGCAGGCCGUAUCGCCAUUGCUUUGUAAGGCUGCUGGCUAGCUACCGUCUUCCUCAACUAGCAAAACUGUUCGUGAAUCCGAGCAACACGGAGCACCAAGAUGAAGAAGAAAGCUCGGCAGCACCGGGUUGCGGUGCCGCAGAGGCCGUCGUCUCCCAUCAUGCCUUCUCCCAACAAGCAGAUCCUGACGUACGCCCAGGCGCAGAGCAUGGUGGAGUUCGAUCUCGAUGGCCGCCUCCAUCGAAUCAGCAUAUACGACCAGCUGGACGUGAUCUCAGAUGAUGACCCCAUGGUGCAGGAGAUGAUGGAGUGCACCAGCAAUAAGGAGAAUGCUGAGAAACCGCAGCAGGUCCUCCUGAGGUCUGUCCGGUUAAAAAACAACCAGGAGAAGAGAAACGCUGCGCUGGGCAUCACCAGUCCUGGACAUGGAGGUGGACAUCAGCCUGCUGCCAAUACUGGUCCAAAACUCAAUGAGCCUAAAUUUCGUAAUGUGGAAUAUAAUCUUCCAGCAGUUCCUAAGCGCUCAUCCGCCUUUUAUAAAUACGCAGAGAAGACAGAGGAAGAGCUGGACGAGGACACGGAGUACGACAUGGACGAGCAGGAUUAUGCCUGGUUGGAUUUGGUGAAUGAGAAACGGAAAAGCGAAGGGGUCAGUCAGGUCUCUCACAACGUCUUUGAGUUUCUUGUCGAUCGCUUUGAGAAAGAGUUGCACUUGGAGAGUUUGGACCAAGGCAGUGAAAAGCACACUCCCAUUGACGAGGACGCCGUCUGCUGCAUCUGCAUGGACGGAGAGUGUCACAACAGCAACGCUAUCCUGUUUUGCGACAUGUGCAACGUGGCCGUGCACCAGGAAUGUUACGGUGUGCCGUAUAUUCCUGAGGGCCAGUGGCUUUGCAGACACUGCCUUCAGGUACCCACCCAGCCUUCAGACUGUAUCCUCUGUCCUAAUAAGGGGGGAGCACUGAAAAAGACAGUAGAUGAGCGCUGGGGCCACGUGGUGUGCGCCCUCUGGGUCCCUGAGGUCGGCUUCACCAACACCACCUUCAUCGAACCCAUAGACGGUGUCAGCCACAUUCCUCCCGCCCGCUGGAAGCUCACCUGCUACCUCUGCAAGGAGAAAGGUGUGGGGGCGUGCAUCCAGUGCCACAAAGCCAACUGUUACACCGCCUUCCAUGUCAGCUGCGCCCAAAGGGCCGGCCUCUUUAUGAAGAUGGAGCCGAUCAAGGAGGUAACGGACACUGGGGAGCCCACGUUUUCUGUGAAGAAGACGGCAUACUGUGGAGCGCACACACCAAACGGGUGUGUAAGGAGGCCUCUAACAAUCUACAAUGAGGCCAAACCCAAAAACGGACUAUGUAAGAAAGUGGACAAAGGGAGAGGUGCGGGGAAAGGAUCGUCUAAAGGAAAGAAGAAGAGUAAGAAGCCUGAAGCUGAAGCUGAGAGUGAAGCUGUGACUCCUGCUGCUGUGCCUACGUUUCCCGCUCACAGGUUACAAACCAUUCUCAACCAGGUGUCGGUUCAGAAGAAAAAAGCUUUCGUGGAGCUGGCCCUAAAUUACUGGACACUAAAGAGGCAAUCCAGGAACGGGCUCCCCCUCAUCAGACGCCUCCAGACGAGCAUGCAGUCUCAGAAGAAUACGCAACCGAAGCAGAAUGAGGAGGAGAGCAGGGCGCUGAAGGAGCAGCUGAAGGAGUGGCAUCGUCUCCGACACGACCUGGAGAGAGCGCGGCUGCUGCUGGAGCUGAUCCGCAAGAGGGAGAAGAUGAAGAGGGAGGAGAUUAAACUGCAGGAGAGCCUUCUAGAGAUCCAGUUGUGUCCGUUCAGUAUUUUGCUCAAAGGGCUAUUGGACCAGCUCCAGACAAAAGACCAGGCCAAGAUCUUCACACAGCCGGUCGACAUCAGCCAGGUGCCUGACUACCCCUCCCACAUCAAGCACCCGAUGGACUUCUCCACCAUGAGGCAGCGCAUCGACGCUCAGGCCUACAACAACUUUGAGCAGUUUGAGAACGACUUCAACCUCAUUGUGGAUAAUUGCAUGAAAUACAACUCAAAGGACACUUAUUUCUACCGGGCGGCCGUUCGCCUCCGAGACCAGGGCGGGUCCCUGCUGAGGAAGGCCCGGAGAGACGUGGAGAUGAUCGGCUUCGACUCGGAAAGUGGCAUGCACCUACAGGAAGCUCCGGAAAUCAAAGCAGAAAGAUCCUUUUCCUGGGAGGACGUUGACCGCCUACUAGUACCAGCCAAUCGGAUGCAUCUGUCUCCAGACAAACAGCUGCAGCAACUGUUGGAGAAGUUUGACCUGACCUGUGCCAUGAAGUCCAGCCCCUCCCGCAGCAAGCGCUUAAAGCUGCUCAAGAAGACCAUCAACGAUGUGCGCAAUGAAAUGAGCCUGAAGAGGGUCCUGCCCUCCCACCAUCAUCACCACCAUCACCACCACUCUUCCUCCUCCACAACCCCCUCCACAUCAGCGUCAUCAACCGCCUCCCACCCAGAGUUGAGUAAACCUAAAGAGGAGACAUCGAAGCCCAAUGGGCACUUUCCAGAUGAUGAGGGAGAUAAGUCUCUUCCUCCGAAACUGGAGCCUUCGGACUCAAUCCCCCACCACAUCCAGUCAGACUCAGACCCGGGGCCCCCCACCCUCAAACCAAUAGACUCCGCUCCGGAUCGUGAAGAAAAGCCUCACAGCAAACGCCUCAAGUUCGACAGGGAACUCCCAGACCUGCUCUCUUCCGCCCCGCGCCUCAACGGACACUCCCACAGCCGACUCCACAGCUCGCUGCUGGACGGAGACGUGAGCGUUGUUGCCACGUCGACGGUCGCAGAGCCCACGGGCACGGUGAACCGCCGGACCGCCGUGCUCUUCCGCAAAUCGAAGACCACCAGCCCACGCAAACUCCCGAGGAACGAGGAGGAGGAGAACGGCGACAGAAAAAGGGCCGAGCAGCAGCAGCAGCAGCAGGAAGAAGAGGAGGAGGAUGACAUCGAAGACCUGGGCUCCAAAUCCUUCCUGUCGGUGGUCAUACCCAGGCUGGAGACGCUGCUCCACAGCAAGAAGAGGAGGCGCAGCAGGGAGGAGGUAGAGGCGGGAGGCGACAAAGGAAAGUGCCCUAUGAAACGCCUUGAUACCGGCUUAACUAGCAGGUUUCUGGAGGAGGAGCAGGAGCUGGAGGAGUCGAGCAGAGCCAGCGUCGCCGUGGAGCCACGGCGACGCUGCGCCUCCGAGUCCUCCAUCUCCUCCUGUAGCAGCCUGCCAGGCAGCACCAGCACUAUUCUCAGUCUUCCUAAAUGUGGGAAAGGGAAACCCGCCUUGGUCCGGAGAAACACUGUGGACGAUAAGAGCGAGUUAAUCGCAUGUAUCGAAACAGGGAACUUUGCAAAAGCUGCACGAAUCGCUGCAGAGGUUGGCAACAGCAAUAUCUGGAUGCCCGCUAGUGCUGCAACAGUUGCACUGGAACCCCUGAAGCUAAUCUGGGCCAAAUGUAGCGGAUACCCUUCCUACCCUGCCUUGAUCAUCGACCCCCACAUGCCGCGCGUGGGCUGCCAGCACAACGGGGUGUCCAUCCCCAUGCCCCCCAUGGACGUGCUCCGCAUCGGAGAGCAGAUGCAGUACAAAGCCGAAGAGAAACUCUACCUCGUCCUCUUCUUCGACAACAAGCGCAGCUGGCAGUGGCUCCCUAGAUCCAAGAUGGUUCCUCUGGGCAUGGACAAGACCAUAGACAAAAUCAAAAUGAUGGAGGGACGCACGUCCAGCAUACGCAAGGCUGUCCAGAUCGCCUACAGCCGCGCCAUGAACCACCUGAGCAUCGUGCAGGACGAGCCCGUCAGCGACCUCAGUGACGUGGACUGAUGAUACUGUCUCACACACACACACACACACACACACACACACACACACACACACACACACACACACACACACACACACACACACACACACACACACACACACACACACCAUGU